AUGACCACCCCUCAGCCACCUUCUGUGCCCCCUCCCUCCCUUCUCCAUGACCACAGUACAGCCAUUUCCCACCGCCCACUUCAAGUAAACUCUGCCCCUGUUUCCUCCUUGCAACCCACCUCCUUGGCCCCCUCUUCCAUUGCUACAAAAGGAGUUGUAAGGGCAGAGACGGAGCAACACCAGCGCAGUGUGAAGGCAGGGACUGCAACCCACCAUGAAGACGUCACCAACGACCACAGCACGACGAUGACCAAGGCAUUAGGAUCCCAAUGGCACAAUGACGACCCCGGUGCAAGGGCAAGCACGGUGCAGAGGCAAGCACAACACACCGUGAGGCUAGCGGAAGCAUAA
This is a messenger RNA of Cyclocybe aegerita, 351 nucleotides long. The record is from the annotation of a GenBank genome assembly. NCBI's taxonomy places the organism in Eukaryota, Fungi, Basidiomycota, Agaricomycetes, Agaricales, Hemipholiotaceae.